Messenger RNA from Giardia duodenalis, 2037 nucleotides. Its product is annotated as Kinase, PLK. Gene Ontology annotation, cellular component: centrosome; cytoplasm; nucleus. NCBI's taxonomy places the organism in Eukaryota, Fornicata, Diplomonadida, Hexamitidae. Gene Ontology annotation, molecular function: ATP binding; protein kinase activity; protein binding. Gene Ontology annotation, biological process: protein phosphorylation; mitotic cell cycle; regulation of cytokinesis. The record is from RefSeq and is a predicted model, not a curated record. The transcript has a single exon. Bases 1 to 2037 code for a protein of 678 amino acids.
AUGUCCCACAGCAACGCCCCAGAACUGCAUCCUCAGAUCGUGGACCCCUUUCACAACGUGACCUACCGUCCCGGAAAACUACUAGGAAAAGGCGGCUUUGCAUACGUUUACGAGUUCCACGACGUUAACUCUGACUCCUCCUACGCCUGCAAAAUUACUCCACGCUCGGCUCUCCAGAAGAAGAAGUACUAUGAUAAGUUCGUGACGGAAGUCACCAUCCACCGGGGGCUUGUUCACCCCAACAUUUGUAGAGUUCUGAAUGUCUUUAAGGAUCAAAUGAACUACUACAUUAUUCUUGAAAAGUGUAAUGGAGGUACAUUGACAGAUCUCAUCAGGCGGCGGAAACACCUCACAGAAACAGAAGCACGCUUCUUCAGCAAGCGUAUCCUCAAUGCUCUUUGGUAUCUCCACGACCUCUACAUUAUUCAUCGGGACAUUAAGACGUCGAAUAUUUUUUUGAUGGAAGACUUCGACGUGAAGGUUGGGGACUUUGGGCUUGCAGUCAAGUGCGAAACUCCAGAGGAGCUGCACUGGACCAUGUGUGGAACGCCAAACUUUCUCCCCUCAGAGGUCAUAUAUUCGCACAUAAUGAAACGCAAGGCUAGCGGGCGUGGUCCAGACCCGAACUUGGACGAGGACUGCGUAAAUCUCUGUCACCAGCUUCUUCCAGCGUAUUCGGGUCAGGGGCACAGUUUUUCGGCUGAUAUGUGGUCAUUUGGCUGUCUUGUCUUUUCAAUGAUAUAUGGUAGGCCCCCAUUUGAAGCCGCGGACAUCAAGACGACCUACAAGCGCAUCGUUCGUUGCGAUUUUUCUUUCCCAGGCUCCAUCUCUGUGAGUGAAGACCUCAAGAACUUCAUCAAAGGCCUGCUAACUCCAGAUCCCCGCAAGCGGUUUACCGUCAAGGAGUGCUUGGACCACUCAUGGCUUAAUCCGUCCAAGUACUUUAUCCCAGAGAGCCUACCACCAAGGAUCAUAUCGGAACCCUACGAAGUUCCACCUCUGUGCUCUGCGUCACCGACUCGCAACAUGCAGAUGACUAUCAACAUGGCCAAGAACGCCGGAGGAACGGAUGGUCGUUUCAUUGCAGCCACUCCGCAGGCCAUUGGGGGUACCGAGCACAUACCAACUCCUGGGACCGCAAACUUUUACAAGCCUCAAAAUGCAAUACUUACGACCAAGAGCGCAGCAGGCAUCUCUCGCGCUAGCACAGCGAUGGCCAUGCAGAACGUUGGAUCUGCACAGGGUGUGGUCAAUAAGUAUGGCAUCAAUGAAGCCGAGUAUCCACAAAUAGACCCACCGUGCUACAUCAUGUCCUGGGUGGACUAUUCCAACCGGUAUGGGUUUGCCUACCAGAUCAGCAACGGCAGCAUCGGCGUGAUAUUUAACGAUGAAUCGGCUGCGAUUCUCUCUCCCAACGCUCUCAUCGUUGACUAUUCUCCGUCUCUCCUAGACGCUGCCUUUGACAGGGCCUUGUUCGAAGAGGGGACUACCAUUCUCUCGGAGAAGAAGUUCAAGCUCUUGUCCUUCUUUAGAGACUACCUUGAAAAUAGGUCUAUUGUGCCCAUUCCAGCAGCCGAUCGUCCCAAGGAGGAUGAGGAGCUGAAGAGGGUCAUUGAGCAAGAGCGCAUGAAUAAUCAAGAGAUAGACUUCAAGCGACUGACAAAAGGGCUUCCUCUGCCACAGCUCUUCCUUAAGAAGUGGAAGUUGUACGAUGACGGCACUCUUUGCCUUCUAUUCAAUACCAAGGUGUUUCAGGUUAACUUCGCUGACCAUUCCAAGGUGGUUGUCGCGCACCGAAGCGUCACGUUUAUGAGCGAGAAGCGCGAGAUAUACACAUAUCCUUCUGAGUACUUGAAGGACGACAGGUUCUCAUUCAAGGAGCUUCGUCGUAGAGUUGACAGGGCAAGGAAGUACUACGAGAUCAUUAAGGCGGCAAGGCCUGUUGAUUCCUUGGCACAGUACAGAUAUAACAAGGAUUCUACGAAGAAAAGCGCCUCUGGCUCCUCCACAAGGCAGCUCGGUCAGGGAGGGGAAUAG